CGCUAUGCUCUGCCCUUUGGUUCUUUCCCUCUCUCCCUUGUCCAAACCGGCAAAACCCCAAAACCCCGCCUCUUAAAGCAGCUGCUCAUCGUUUGCCGCGGAAGCCAAAACCACACCUCUAUCUCAGGGCCUGAGAGCAUUACAGCAAUGUUUUUCCAGAAAUUUUCAUCAUAAAAGAGGUAAAUUUGCUGAUUUUGGAGCUACCCAUUUAUAAUAAUGUUAAGAAGAAUGAAAAUCCUUGCAUUUCAUGUCAGAAAAAGCCUGCAAUUUGUUUCUAAAACCCAAUGCCCGGUUUUCUCAUCUGGGUAUCAUUCCAAUAGCAAUCAAUCAGAUUCUGAAAAUGAAUGGCAGAGAUUACUCAAACCAUUUGACCUCGAUGAACUUCGAAAAUCAUUCAAUAAGAUUACUCCUUAUCAGCUUUCUAAAUUACUUGAAUUGCCACUUGAUGUUCCCACAUCUUUGAAGUUGUUUCAAUGGGCAGGUUCCCAGAAAGGCUAUUUCCAUACAUUUGAUGUGUAUUUUGUUCUUAUUGAAAAGCUUGGGGCAGCUAAAGAAUUUAAGGUCAUAGAUAGGUUAUUGAUGCAAAUGAAAGAAGAAGGGAUUGUUUUUAAAGAAUCCCUCUUCAUUUCAAUAAUGAAAUAUUACGGAAGAGCUGGUUUGCCGGGUCAGGCUACUAGAUUGUUAUUGGAUAUAAAGAGUGUUUAUUUUUGUGAACCAACAUUUAGGUCCUACAAUACUGUCUUAAGUAUUCUGGUAGCUGGGAAUUGUCAUAAAGUUACGCCAAAUGUUUUUUAUGACAUGUUGAAUAAGGGUAUAUCUCCUGAUGUUCAUACGUUUGGUUUGGUAAUGAAAGCCCUUUGUACAGAUAAUGAAGUAGAUUCUGCUUACUCAUUGCUUAGGGAUAUGAUGAAACAUGGAUGUGUGCCUAACUCGGUCAUUUACAAUACUUUGAUACAUGCAUUGUCAAAAGGUAACAGAGUUAAUGAAGCAGUGAAACUUUUGGAAGAAAUGUUUCUGAUGGGUUGUGCUCCUGAUGUUCAAACUUUUAAUGAUGUUAUAUAUGGCCUCUGCAAGAUUGGCCGUGUGCAUGAGGCAGUGAAAACGGUUGAUCGGAUGCUUCUCCGAGGCUUUAUCCCCGAUGCAUUGACUUAUGGGUUGUUAAUGCAAGGGUUAUGUAAAACCAGCCAAGUCGAUGAAGCAAGGGCGUUGUUAAACAAAGUGCCCAGCCCAAAUGUUGUUCUUUUCAACACCUUGAUAAAUGGAUAUGUGGCAAGCGGACGUUUUGAAGAAGCUAAGGCUGUUGUAUAUGAUAUCAUGUUAAGUAUCGGCUGUAAGCCUGAUGUUUUUACAUUUACCAUUCUGAUUCAUGGACUCUGCAAGAAAGGGUGUCUAGGUUCGGCUCUUGAAUUGGUUUAUGAGAUGGAAAGCAACGGAUGUAAGCCUAAUGUGAUAACAUACUCGAUUUUGAUUGAUGGGUUAUGCAAGGAAGGCCGAGUAGGGGAAGUUGGUAAUGUUCUGAAUCAAAUGUCGGCAAAAGGAGUCAGCCUGAAUACUGUUGGAUAUAAUACCCUAAUAAGUGCAUUAUGCAAGGAUGGGAAGAUCCAUGAAGCACAUGAAUUGUUUGAUGAGAUGUCAAGCAAAGGGUGUAAGCCUGAUAUAUUUACAUUUAAUUCACUAAUAUCUGGUUUAUGCAAGGUCAAUCAAAUGGAAGCAGCAUUGGGACUGUAUCACAAUAUGAUGGUUGAGGGUGUUAUUGCCAACAAAGUAACAUACAAUACUUUGAUUCAUGCUUUUUUAAGGUGGGGUGAGAUCCAAGAAGCACUGAAGCUUGUAAACGAAAUGUUAUUUAGAGGAUGUGCCCUUGAUGAAAUCACUUACAAUGGCCUAAUAAAAGCACUUUGUCGAGCUGGGGCAAUCGAAAAAGGCCUGGGGUUGUUUGAAGAAAUGGUAAGGAAAGGAUUUGUUCCAAGUAACAUUUCUUGUAAUAUAUUAAUAGAUGGCUUUUGUAAGGCUGGGAAAGUCAAUAAUGCACUCGAAUUUCUAAGAGAAAUGAUUCAUCGAGGUUUGACGCCAGAUCUAGUAACCUAUAACAGUCUGAUAAAUGGUCUAUGUAGAACUGGACGUAUAAGGGAGGCUUUGAGUUUGUUCGACAAAUUAGAAGUUGAAGGAAUUUAUCCCGAUGCUAUUACUUAUAAUACUUUGAUUAGUUGGCACUGCAAGGAGGGCAUGUUUGAUGAGGCCUGUUUACUUCUACAAAGAGGUGUGGAGACUAGCUUUGUACCCAAUGAUGUGACUUGGUUUAUAUUGGUCAGCAAUUGUCUCAAAGACUGUCAAAAGGAGAGUUUUUCAGCUCCAUUUAAUGUCUAGAAAGACAUUUAUGCCGUUGAAAGACGUUGUCUUGUUUCUCCCUGGAGUAUGUUAUCAAGUCGGAAAGAGUUGGUCUUCAAAAUGGUCCGGGCAAUGUCCAUAUUUUUUCCCCUCAAUUUGGAUAAAUCAGUUAUUGUAUAUUGAAGCCUUGCAAUUUAUGAAGGGUUCAUGUUCUGUUUUGAGCUUUGGAUUGCUGAUCAAGGCUAUAGCCUCCUAGCUCUGGAAACCGUUCCAAUGUGGAUGUGGCUUUCUUAUUUCACCUUAAAAUUUGGGAAAACUCAAUACAAAGGUGAUACCGUCCACUUAAGUUCACUUGAAAAUAGUAGGCAUUGCUUUCUGUCAGUGAAAUUCGCUCCGACCAACCUUGUCAUAAAUUUGAGAAGGAGACGCAUUGGCUUCAUUGUUUUUGACAUUACAUUUGGUUCAUGGUGCAUGUACUCUUUCGUGCCAUUGUAGAUGUCCCUAUCUGUGGCAUGGCUUUGACUAUGUUGAUGUAUUUCAUGCUUGUGUGCUGAUUUCCUCUCCGAUUUUAUUUCCAUCUUUUGUAGUUCAAUGCUGCAAAUUUGAGGAAAGCUGCUUAAAUCGAGCCCUAAGGAAGACGGUGGAUCUGCUACCGCUUGCAAUGUUUAGGUAUUAAAGCUCGUUGAUAAGAAGAUUCCGGCAUGAAAAUCUGGUUGGUCAGGUUGCACGUUUGCCUUUAAAAUGGGAGACUGACGGCUAAAUUGCUUCCAUUUAUCAAUGAUGCAUGCUGGGGUUCCAUUUUUUGUUGCUUUUCUUUCGGCUUAAAGAGAGUUUUGAUCCAUUAAUAUGAAGAUUUUUUGGCGAUGAGAUGUACUGAUUGGAUACUUGGAAACAUUCAAAUAGCCUUAAUAUUGUGGUGACUGAUUUAGAAUGGGGAUUGUUAUUUGGCAAGCUGGUUUGGCUGUAAUGGUAUACCCGGAAUAAAUUGGGUUUUACUGAUGAGCAUGUGUCGCCGGCUGCAGUAGUGGCUCACUGUCGUGCAUGGUCCAUGCAUGUCUAAUGCUGGUCGACAUUCCAAUGCUUGCUGUUAAUGGCUUGGAACCGAUUUCUAGAUGGGGGUAAUCCUUCGUUUAGGUGGGUUAAAUUAAAUUGUGACGUAAUGGUACUUUUGAGUUGGAAUGAAGUGGUUAAUGGGGAGCUGAUUAGGGAUCAUCAAGGGAAUUGGCUCACGGGGUUUAGUGGAUAUUUGAGUUUGUGUGGUGUUACAAGCGAAGCUUUGCCACUCACUGAACCAGUUGAGAGUCAAAGUGAUUUGGUUUAAUUUAGUGUUGAAGUUAGUUGACUCAAGUUAUCCUUCUCAUAAAUUUGUUUUCUGUUUCCUUGCUGUUUAGGCCUUAG
Gossypium raimondii (Peruvian cotton) is the source of this 3726-nucleotide messenger RNA. RefSeq names its product pentatricopeptide repeat-containing protein At5g64320, mitochondrial. Gene Ontology annotation, molecular function: protein binding. The coding region runs from base 217 to 2367 and encodes 716 amino acids. NCBI's taxonomy places the organism in Eukaryota, Viridiplantae, Streptophyta, Magnoliopsida, Malvales, Malvaceae. The transcript has 4 exons. The record is from RefSeq and is a predicted model, not a curated record.